This is a messenger RNA of Cladophialophora carrionii CBS 160.54, 1920 nucleotides long. RefSeq lists its product as uncharacterized. The record is from RefSeq and is a predicted model, not a curated record. The coding region runs from base 1 to 1920 and encodes 639 amino acids. Lineage: Eukaryota; Fungi; Ascomycota; Eurotiomycetes; Chaetothyriales; Herpotrichiellaceae. The transcript has 2 exons.
AUGGCGAAAGGAACACCCAGUCCCACCGAGUUCAUGCUCAUCCUCUUUGCCUUGCUCCGGCGAUUUACUAUGUGUCUAAGGCGACUUUUGUUCCCAGUGAACAGUCUCAACCCCUCAAGCGAACAAAAGGCGCAAGUCUCGCUUGCAGAGAUCAAUGGCGGAUAUCUCCCGAGGAUGAACUCAGUAUUUCGGCAUUUGGAGCAAGGGCUGAGCAGGAAUCCAAACGGCUGGGCGGUGAUUUGCUUGCACCAGAACGCACACCAUCUGUCUGACAUUCUAGAACCUCCAAAAUGCAAGAAAUGCCUCACAAAUGGUAAUUCGGAGGACACCUCCGUGCCUGGCCCAAAAGGCUGCUUGGCCGUCACGUAUGAGCAGCUCGACAGAACAGCGCAAAAGCUGGCAGCCGGCCUGGUUUUAGCACAUGCUCGGCCAGGAGCAUCUACCUUGUUGAUGCUCAUCCCGAACGGGGUCGAGUAUGCGCUUCUGACGUGGUGCUGUGUUCUGCUGAGAAUAACCUAUGUCUGCGUCGACCCAGACAUCGUCAGCGUGUCCGGCUACCGCGGACUGAAAGACAUCAUGAGAAGCGUCAGGCCGUCCAUCGUGGUGACUGUGGGAGUCACGCAAGCAGCAGCGCUGGAUAUCGCGAUUGAAGACCUGAAUCUCGCACCACCCAUCCGGGUGUCAUUAGAUGACGACCUUCCCAAAGGCUGGCGAUCGCCUAGGGACCUGAUCAUCGGUGGCAGCUCGCCCGGAGCAGCAAUUGACACAUCCAAACUUCGUGAAGCAGCGGCACACGAUGAUCCCAACCGUAUCAACUCCAUCAUCUUCACUUCGGGGACGUCAGGUACGCCUAAAGGAUGUCCCCUGCGUGUAGCCAGCAUGUGUCAGAUUCUAGAAUCUCAGUCCUGGCUCGUCAACGAAUCAAACUCGGCUCGAGCACUACAAGCGGCGCACAAUUCGAGAGGCAUUGCAGCCUUUCAGACAUUGCAGACGUGGAAAGCCGGUGGCGCGGUGAUGAUGAUCGCAAAGAGCUGCGACAUCCAAGAGAUGACGCAGGCGCUGAGGCACCGCGCACCGACAUUCAUCGCAGUGUCUCCAUCCAUGGCGUUGGCGAUUCGAGCAGAGAUGACAAGGGAUCCUUUCACUGCAGACUCGGUCAAGACCGUCCAGGUUGGAGGAGAAGCCGUCACCAUCGGCGCCAUGGAAGAAUGUUCGGCCUUGUUCCCAUCCGCAAAGGUCUGUGUCAACCACGGCAUGACCGAAGGGGGCGGCUCCUUUUACUGGUCCUUCUUCGAUACUCCACUGGACCAGAUCCCCCGCUUCGGAGAGCUGUGUCCCAUUGGCGCCGUGGCUCCUGGAUCGGCCGUGCGCAUCUGGAGCACAUCAACAAGGCGCGUCGUGCAGAGAGGUGAGGUCGGCGAACUACACAUCCGUGGCGGCAGUCUGCUGCGUCAAUACAUGGGUGGCCGCUCGCCGGGCUCGUUCCACGACGAUGACUGUGGUCACUGGUUAGUCACAGGCGACACUGCCAUGAUCGAUCAGGACGGCUUGGUAUCCAUUCUCGGCCGGUCCAAGGACAUGAUCGUCAGUUGCGCCGCGAUCAUCGUCCCUGUGGCCAUUGAGACGGUCAUUCAGAAAUAUCUAGGUGGUGCACAGGCGGCCAUACUUUCCGUCCGACAUCCUACACGAGGACAAAUGCCCGUGGCAAUCGUGAAGGAGUACGCUCGUCGUACGGGGCCUGAGAUCAUGAUGCAUGUGACGACAGUCCUCGGCCAGACAUACCUCUUAGCUGGAGUCGUGUCUCUCAAGCAGCUUGGAUUGACGGAUUUCCCAAGAAACGGCAGUGGAAAGGUGGCCAAGCCGGAGUUGGAAGCGGCUCUGCAGAAGAGGUUCGGAUCGAGUGUUCCAAAGAUUGAUUGA